AUUAAUAUAAAUGCAUAUAACACGUCCCUAGAAACAUCCUUUAGCAUAUAACUAGACAAAAACCUCUCUGUCUUUCAAAUUUAGCAACGUAAACACCCCCAGAAACACCUUCACAGCAUAACCAUUACGACAACGUAGAAACCAACUUGUGUUUUCUCUCUCUCUCAACAAAUACAUGAACUGCUCUCUUUUCUCCGUUCAAAACUGGGUUUUAGUUCAACACUUUUACAACCCAUAAAAGGAAGAACCUUUGUGAAAAAACAAAGUACUGGGGUUUGCUCAGAAACUUUGUUCACUCAAAAAAAUUCUUUCUUUCUCUUGUUUUAGUCGUUGAGUUUUUUAUAAAGCCAAAAAAGAUAGAAGCUUUACAUUUGAGAAUAGUUGGCAAUGGUGCACUCCUAUAGAUAUCAUCAGUUAAAAAAAGGUGAUCGUCAUCAUGUUGAAGAAGAGGAGGUGCUGUUGUCAUCUUUGAUGAGUGCAGCAAGCUCGGGUUAUUUCAAUAGGACAAGGCCCAAGCUUUUCUCUCUUGUCAUUCUUUCUCUUCUCUCUUGCUGUCUUAUUUUAUCUCCUCCAUUGUUUUGUUCUUCCUCUACUUCCUCUCUUUCGUAUUCUUUUGAUGUAGAAAGUGAUGGGGUUGCCACUAAUGUAAAUGCAAAAGCUUAUUUGAGCUCUUUGAUUUCUAAUGGAACCAUAUGUUGUGACCGAAGCAGUACGCGUUCUGAUGUCUGUGUUAUGAAAGGGGAUGUAAGAACACAUUCUGCCUCUUCUUCGAUCUUCCUCUUCACCUCAAGAAAUACCAAUUCCGUGAUGAACAAGGUUUCGAGUUCAGUUGAUAAAGAUGAGGAACUCCAUCAUGAAAAGAUCAAACCAUACACCCGAAAAUGGGAAACGAGUGUGAUGGACUCAAUUGGUGAAUUAGGCCUUAUUGCAAAGACAGAGAAUUCUAGAAUUAACCAUCAUUGCGAUGUCAUGCAUGAUGUGCCAGCAGUGUUCUUUUCGACUGGAGGCUACACCGGUAAUCUUUAUCAUGAAUUCAAUGAUGGGAUUUUGCCUUUGUACAUUACAUCACAGCAUUUCAAGAAGAAGGUUGUGUUUGUUAUUCUCGAUUAUCAUAAUUGGUGGAUCAUGAAGUAUGGAAACAUACUAUCACUUCUUUCGGAUUAUCCUGCCAUUGACUUUAGCGGAGACAAGAAAACCCAUUGCUUUCCUGAAGCUAUCGCUGGUCUUAGAAUCCAUGAUGAGCUCACAGUGGAUCCUUCAUUGAUGCAGGAGAAUAAAAGCAUUGUUGAUUUUCGCAAUUUUCUAGACCGAGCUUACUGGCCUCGAAUUAAAAGUAUGAUUAAAGAAGAAGAACGAAGAGCUCGAAAGAAACUUGAACUGAAAGCUCAAUCAUCAAAAAAAGACCUAAAGCAAGUGCAUGAAGCCACCUUGAAGAAACCUAAACUGGUAAUUUUAUCUCGACAUGGGUCUAGAGCUAUAACUAAUGAGAAUUUAUUGGUGAAGAUGGCUGAAGGAAUCGGAUUUCGAGUUGAAGUGAUGAGACCUCAACCAACGACAGAACUGGCCAGGAUAUAUCGCGCACUUAAUUCAAGUGAAGUUAUGAUUGGUGUCCAUGGUGCUGCCAUGACUCAUUUUCUGUUUAUGAAGCCCGGUUCGGUUUUUAUCCAAGUUAUUCCUCUAGGAACAGAAUGGGCAGCCGAUGCUUAUUAUGGUGAGCCUGCAAGGAAGCUUGGUUUAAAGUAUAUUGGCUACCAAAUUCUUCCAAGAGAGAGUUCAUUGUAUGACAAAUACGAUAAGAAUGAUCCUGUUCUUCGAGAUCCCAGAAGCGUGUCUGACAAGGGAUGGCAAUACACAAAGUCGAUCUAUCUUGAUAACCAAAAUGUGAGGCUCAAUCUUGGAAGAUUUCAGAGGAGGUUGCUUCGUGCUUACCGUUACUCUAUCGCAAAAGUGAAUAGUAGAUAUCAUCUCCAAUCACAGUAAUAUUCAGUGACUGCAUGAGAUAUAUUAAGUGAUUCAUCUUUGUGCAUUAGAUGGCACAAAAGGGCAACUAGGCGCGUAUAUGUUUGUAUAGGCUAUAGAUUUCUAGCACAAGUCCUCAGUACGUAUAUUAAGCACACAAUACCAAUAAGCUUAUGUGUAAAUCACACAAUGUUUGGAGUUUUUUCACUGGGCUAAUAUUUCUUCUUUA
Molecule: messenger RNA, 2188 nt
Organism: Populus euphratica (Euphrates poplar)
Lineage: Eukaryota; Viridiplantae; Streptophyta; Magnoliopsida; Malpighiales; Salicaceae
Exons: 3
Coding region: 388-1980 (530 amino acids)
Molecular function (GO): glycosyltransferase activity
Source: RefSeq, a predicted model, not a curated record